Molecule: messenger RNA, 2211 nt
Organism: Penicillium salamii
Lineage: Eukaryota; Fungi; Ascomycota; Eurotiomycetes; Eurotiales; Aspergillaceae
Source: the annotation of a GenBank genome assembly
AUGCAGAACGACCAGAGGGCUGAACGAGGGCCACGGGGCAAAUAUUCAAAAUUAAUCUGCCAAGGUUGCAGAUCAAGGAAAAUCAAAUGCGUCCUGCCAGGUUCUGCAGCUACAAGCGCCUCGGGCGCAGCUCAGCCGCCGGAGAGUUCUUGCGAACGGUGUCGCAAUCUCGAACUACCGUGCAUUGUGGAGCGGACAACUUCAGGGCGGCCAUCCGCGAGAGGCAGACAACGCCAAUCUACUAGAAAUCUUCGAUCGGCAUCCCUCAAUCAGUCAGAGAAAUUUGAUGAAAGGGCGAGUUCGCCUUCGGAUCUUGAAGUAAAUGACUAUUUAUUCUCCAAGGAAAAUGACGCAGAGCAACCUCCACUAAAGGAAACGGGAAAAUCCCAGCCAUCCCAACGGCCUGGGAAAAGGACCAUGUUCCGAGCCAUGAUAGACAUCAACGUUUUCAUAUGUUCUGUGUUGGAAAAUGAUGUCAAAUUCGGAAGCCAGUUGAUCCAUGCUACGUCGCGCUGGAGUCAACCUCUUCCUGAUCUCAUCGGCGAUGACAUGGCCGCUUUGUUAGACACUCAGUUAUCCUGGCACCGAUUGUUCCUCCCAAGUAUUCCGAAUCUGGUGAGCUUGAGAAAUCGGCUGGUCUCAGAAGAAUUAUCAUCUACCACUCCGGCCACCAACCUUCUUUUCGCUCUUCUCUGCUUAGCGGCCCUUGAAACUGCGGAGGGGAUUGCACAGCAGCAUCCAACCACGAGGCAAAGUCUCCAGCUAGCCGUUUCAUCAUUUGGGCAAGAUGUCAUGGUUUCGCCACCUACACAUCGGGAUUCCAUUGCUAUAUUCCUAUUUAUGAUCGAAUUCCGACCAACAACCUUGGCAACUUCUCAAUUCAUCAUGCACAAGGCUGUCAGCCCUGAGAUAUACAUCCAUCUUGCCUACAGGAUUGCAGAAAGACUCUCAUGUCUAGCCCAACGUUCAGCAUUCUUCUUCUUUUACCUCAAAACUCCCGGACAUUCAGAACAUGAGCGAUGCCUUUCCUACUCCGUGGAGGCAUUGAAGGUCAUAUCCCUCAAUUGUCACCUUGAAGGGUUCUUGUCGAAGACUGUUCCCGACUUAUACGAAAUACUGGAUCAAAUCCAGCCACACAUCGAUGCUUAUCGGCAUUUACUUAGUCUUUGCGUGUGUUCACCCAGAACAAUUUUCCAUAUUCAAUGGAUCAUGGGAUUUCGGAUCAUGAUAACGUCACUGAUUGAAGCAAAGGAGAACUGGACUAUGCCUAAAGAAUUGCUCAAGGCUGUGGAAAAAGCGGAAAAACUUAGCAUGGAGCAGAUUGAAGUCGCUAGGUUAUUCAUAGGACACUCGGUUGAGAAGGAAGGAGGAGAGGAUAUACCGGUUCUCCUUCCUCUCCUCAAAAUGAGAUUUUACAGAACCUCCGCAGGGCUUUGUGGGCUGGGCUUAUUCUACGCAGCAGUGCAGCGAGCAAGAUCCACUAGUGGGGAAAACCACGGGGAUCCAGACGUGCAACCAAGCGAAUCCCUCCAGAUUGUUGAUCAAGUCGCUGCAAGCGCGAUCAGCCCACCCGAUGCCCCAGGGAAUCACCUCUCCGUGUUUAUCGAACGCUUCGGAAAGACAUAUCCCGACAAGCUGAUACGCGUCUUGGAGGCCUUCCUACAAUGCACUGAUUCCAAGCUCGACGGUAUUGCAUUCAGAGCUCCUCUUCAGCAAUUAGUGUAUGAGGUCAUCCAUGUGUGCAAGAACCUGGUCGAAAACAACUUCGUGCAAGUUCGGGUUGGCGGACGUCUGGCUCCGAGUUUCGAGAAGCAGCUUGAGCUGUUCUCCAAGUGCGCAAAAUGCAUUGGGAAGAUGAGAGCCUCGUCUUCCAAGAAGGAGUCUGCUUUUGCGUCUGGCUGCGUGUACGUCGCUUGUAGCAAGAUCAUUCUUGGGCUACGUAAUACCCUUGAGCGACUGAAGACGGAGGUUGAAAAACGAACACAUGAUGCAGCCUGCGAUGUACCAGCGAAUGCGGUCGUUUCUCCCGGAACAACUGAUUGUUCUUUAAUAAACAUGGACUUCAACCCAAACUCUUGGGAUGGAUGGAAUUUAUGGCCCGAAGCUGGGUCUUUGAGUCCCCUUGGGACUUCCAUGGACAUGUUCAACCUUGUGCCAGAGUGGACUUUUGAAAGUGAUUUUGAGGUUAUGACCCGUUUUGCGAUGCGAUGA